Molecule: messenger RNA, 1117 nt
Organism: Tripterygium wilfordii
Lineage: Eukaryota; Viridiplantae; Streptophyta; Magnoliopsida; Celastrales; Celastraceae
Product: haloacid dehalogenase-like hydrolase domain-containing protein 3
Exons: 6
Coding region: 15-884 (289 amino acids)
Source: RefSeq, a predicted model, not a curated record
CGGAAGAAAAAAAAAUGGCUCUAACAAGAAGCAGCAUCCGCAGCAAGCUCCCUAGGCUCGUUCUCGCAGCUCUAUGGGGCUCCCGAUCGAAUGGGCCGAUGUGGCGGCGCCAGUUCUCCUCCGCCACAGCAGCAGCGAGCGAGGUGGAGGCGGUCAAUUCGAGGCGCGUGGGUUUGGAGUUGUUCGGAGGAGUUAAGGAGUACGAGGAUUACAGGAGGUCUCUCUAUGGAGAAAUCACGCACAAGGCCCUUCUUGUCGAUGCUGCUGGUACUCUCCUCGUUCCUUCCCAACCUAUGGCCCAGAUUUAUAAACAAAUUGGUGAGAAGUAUGGAGUUGAUUACUCCGAGGAUGAGAUAUUGAACAGAUACAGAUGGGCAUAUGGGCAACCUUGGGGCCGAUCACGACUAAGAUAUGUGAAUGAUGGGAGACCAUUCUGGCAAUUCAUAGUCAGUUCAUCCACAGGCUGUUCAGAUUCUCAGUACUUUGAAGAACUUUAUCACUACUAUACCACCAACAAGGCUUGGCACCUCUGCGAUCCUGAAGCUGAGAAAGUAUUCAAGUCUCUAAGAAAAGCAGGUGUAAAGUUGGCUGUUGUGUCAAAUUUUGAUACUCGCCUGAGAACUGUAUUGCGGGCUUUAAAUUGUGAGCAUUGGUUUGAUGCUGUGGCAGUUUCAGCAGAAGUGGCAGCUGAGAAGCCAAAUCCAACAAUAUUCCUGAAAGCUUGUGAGUUAUUAGGAGUAAACCCUGAGGAUGCUGUACAUGUAGGGGAUGAUCGCAGAAACGAUAUAUGGGGUGCCAGAGAUGCUGGUUGUGAUGCUUGGCUUUGGGGAAGUGAUGUUCACUCUUUCAAGGAGGUUGCUGAACGAAUUGGGGUCAAGGUCUGAGACAACUUACCUCACACAAUAACCACCUAUGUACAGGUCCCUUUAAGCUUUUUGUAAGAGGUUGUGUAUAUUCUUAGGGGUUUUAGUCUCUUAAUAUUCAGGCACGAGGCUAUAACUAGUUCGAUCCUAAGACUCAUAGAUGUAGUAACAUGUAAUGAGAUGAAUACCUUCCCUUUUUCUGUUCCAGACAGUUCAUCUCUCUUUUGAAUUAAUGCUAUUCCUCCUUUCCCCAA